Molecule: messenger RNA, 2117 nt
Organism: Gamsiella multidivaricata
Lineage: Eukaryota; Fungi; Mortierellomycota; Mortierellomycetes; Mortierellales; Mortierellaceae
Product: Metallo-dependent phosphatase-like protein
Exons: 4
Coding region: 108-1961 (617 amino acids)
Biological process (GO): sphingomyelin catabolic process
Molecular function (GO): sphingomyelin phosphodiesterase activity
Source: RefSeq, a predicted model, not a curated record
CUCCUUGUCACUGACCUUCCAUAUCCAAGACUCCCCUCUCCUCGCUUCCAGCGACACUACCCUGCAUCCCAUCACGCUAAAACCCCCUACGUAAUAGCAUCCCUACCAUGCGUAUUAAUAUUCCAACCGUCAUCCUCUCGUUGGCGGUCGCAUCUUCUGUCUACGCGGCCCCUACUCCUGUUCAACUCGAAAAGAGAGGAGUUGUUUUGGACAAUCUGAAGGAGUUAUUCACCAAGGCCAUCAAAAGCCUUGAGUGCGGUGCGUGUGUUGCAGCCCUUGUUGGUGCCAAGGACGUUGCCUAUUUGAACAAGAGCUGGGUCCUGGACGCUGCUGCUGGUCUCUGCUCAGAAUUCAAGAUCAUGCCCAAGGACGUCUGCACUGGUUUGGUUUAUACCCAAGGUCCCGUGCUCGUCAAUGCUCUGAUGCAAGCAAGUCUGCUCUCUGGAGAUGGAAAGCACCUCUGCCAUCAAGUCUUGGGCGCUUGCCCCGCCCAAGGCGUCUCGUCUGGAACCCUCACUUUCCCCAAGCCCAAGCCAGCCAAUGUUGCCUCACCCACCCACAGCGGCAACCUUGUGGAUGUCCUGCACCUGUCCGACUGGCACGUCGAUAACGAGUAUGUCCCUGGCGCAGAGGGCGACUGCAACAGACCUCUAUGCUGCCGCAAGUAUGCCGAUUCUCCCGCAACACCCAAGCGUGCCGCAUCCACCUGGGGAGACUACAAGUGCGAUUCUCCCGUUAAAUUGGGACAGGAUCUGCUUAAAUAUGUCCCCAAGGUCGCCAAUGUCAGUUUCACGAUCCUCACAGGAGACGUCCCUCCACAUGACGUCUGGAAGCAGAACAAGGAGUCGGUUGUCAUCGUAGAGGAGGUCGCAUACAGCACAAUGAAGGCUGGCUUGUCCAGCAAGGUCUACCCCACUGUUGGUAACCAUGAGACUGGUCCUACCAACCUGUUCCCAACCAAAGCUUCUGGUGGUGACAUCUCUUGGUUGUACGCGAGCCUUGCCGACGACUGGUCUCGUUGGCUGCCUGCUGAUGCCGUGAACUCUGUCAAGAACUAUGGUGCUUACACUGUCAGCCCUACUCCUGGCUUCCGCAUCAUCUCCCUCAACACCAACUUCUGCUACACCAUGAACUUCUACCUUUACGGACACACCGAUGAUUACGAUCCCAAUGGCGAACUCAAGUGGCUGGUCACUCAGCUCCAGGCUGCUGAGGAUGCCGGUGAGCGUGUUUGGAUUAUCAGCCACGUCGGUCCCUCGCAGACUGAUUGCUUGCAGAACUGGUCCGCUCUCUACUACCAGGCCGUCCAGCGCUACUCUCCCCAUGUCAUUGCUGAACAGUUCUUCGGACACACUCACUAUGAUGAGUUCGCGCUCUACUAUGGACCUGGCGCUAAGAACACUCAGAACGCCAUCGCUACUGGCUGGAUUGGACCUUCCGUCACGCCUUACACUGACCUCAAUCCUGGCUUCCGUGUCUACAAGGUCGACACCAAGAGCUGGAACGUGUUCGAUGCCCAGACCUAUAUUGCUGACCUCAACCAGGCCGCCUCCUGGGAUGCGUCUGGUUCGUCUCCCAACUGGCACCUGGAAUACUCUGCUCGUAAGGCCUAUGGUGCGUAUGCUCCCAUCGCCGACAAUGCUCCUCUGAGCGCGUCGUGGUGGCACAACGUCACCGCUGCUUUCGAGAGCAAUGACGCUGCUUUCCAGCAGUACUGGACCUACCGCGGCAAGUCUGCGGGUCGCCAGGCUGCUUGCGCAGCUGGAGGCCCUUGCCCCAAGGAGAUCAUCUGCAACUUACGUGCAGGCAGGAGCUCGGACGCCUGCAGCGGCGUCCAUUUCUCGCUCAAGCGUAGUGAUGAGGCCGAGGCUUCUGACGCCACUGGUCUUCACAGCCUUUACAAGCGUGCUGAUCCUAAGCCCUGGAACAAGAAGCUCUGCGGAUUAACUCCCGAGCUGUGAAAAAAAAGUAUGAUACCAAUAGUUAUUUAUUGAUGGAGUAAAUAUUUCCAUGAUAUAUCCCCCAAGAAAGUGCUGUCAACAUUUGAGGAAAAAAACAAAUAAAAAGGCGCGUCGAGCGUUACACCAGAACAUUUCGUCAGCCAGGCACCCAAGGCG